UUUUUUGGGUUGUAAUUUGUGUGUUGGUCGGACUCUGCACGCUAUUGCAAAGAUCAUGGCCACUUCUACACGCAGAGACCUAUUCCUGGUGGUAGCUACCUUGUUCACCGUGGGCCUUGCGGUUUACGUUGCCAAUGGCCACGAAAACUUGAAAGUUUCCGUCGGACUAUCCGUCAUCGCUGGAUUGAUCACUUCGCAAGUGCUUCCCAAAUUGAAACAGACCUUUGUCAAUGCUCGCUUGUCAGGCGUCGAUGUUCUCAAGAAAGAACGAUCCAUAAUUCCCGAAACCAUGGGGCUGCCUACAGCCAUCAUUUACCUGAUCACCCUGUUUGCGUUUAUGCCGUUUCCAUUCUUUGCCUGGUUCGAUGGCAAAGCUCGUCUGGUCCACGAAGAUGAUCCAAUGAUAGGUACUUUUCCUUACCAUAAGCUGGGUGAGAUACUGUCGGCUAUUCUUGCCAUCCAAUCCAUGGUGCUUCUGGGUUUCGCGGACGACGUCCUGGAUGUAAGGUGGCGAUAUAAAGUAUGGUUCCCUGCCAUUGCUGGAAUUCCCCUUUUGAUCUUCUACUACACGAAUUUCGGUGUGACCUAUGUUGUCAUGCCUAUCCAGCUGCGUCCCUACGUAGGUGACCUGGUGGACCUAGGGGUCCUUUAUUAUGUGUAUAUGGAGAUGUUGAUCAUCUUCUGCACGCAUACCAUCAAUAUUCUGGCCGGUAUUAAUGGGAUUGAAGCCGGUCAAGCUCUUAUUAUUGGUCUUUCUGUUAUUAUCAACGAUACACUAUUCAUUUUUGGAAAUGACGAUCGCGCAAGCGUUGAAGCCCAUCUGUUUAGCUUAUACCUUAUGAUUCCUUUCGUAGCGGUGACGCUUGCUCUUUUGUGGCAUAACUGGUUCCCUGCCAAAUUGUUUGUAGGAGAUACUUUCUGCUACUUUGCCGGUAUGACCUUGGCGGUGGUUGGCAUUUUGGGUCAUUUUUCAAAAACGUUGGUGUUGUUCUUUUUGCCUCAAAUUGUCAACUUUCUCUAUUCAUGCCCACAACUAUUCCGAUUCAUUGAGUGUCCGCGUCACCGUAUGCCACGUCUUGAUCCAGACACGGGACUUUUAAAAGCUUCCACCGUAAAGAUUGGCGGAAAAAAGCCAGUGUCCGCGCUUGGGAAGCUGAUGUUGAAGUUUUUGCGUGCUAUUGGGCUGUUGCGAGUAUACCAAUCCAAUGCUCAAGGCGAUAUUCUGGAAUGUAAUAACUUGACCCUGAUCAAUUUAUUGCUCGCUCACUUGGGCCCAAUGACCGAAAGAAACACUACCGUGUCCAUUCUUAUUGUCCAAAUUCUCUGCAGUUGUUUAGCUUUUUUCAUUCGCUAUAAACUUGUUACUCUUGUCUAUUAAUCACAUCAAAAAUUGUAUAUCUAUUUCGUUUGAUAACCCAAGAUCCAUGGUCGUUGAAUUGCCUGUUUCUGAAGUGAAAUUUUUCUUGAUAAAGCGAACGUUGAUUUUUUUCUUUUUUC
Radiomyces spectabilis is the source of this 1497-nucleotide messenger RNA. Its product is annotated as glycosyl transferase family 4-domain-containing protein. The record is from RefSeq and is a predicted model, not a curated record. The transcript has 5 exons. Lineage: Eukaryota; Fungi; Mucoromycota; Mucoromycetes; Mucorales; Radiomycetaceae. Gene Ontology annotation, cellular component: membrane. Gene Ontology annotation, biological process: protein N-linked glycosylation; dolichol-linked oligosaccharide biosynthetic process. Bases 56 to 1378 code for a protein of 440 amino acids. Gene Ontology annotation, molecular function: UDP-N-acetylglucosamine-dolichyl-phosphate N-acetylglucosaminephosphotransferase activity.